AUGGCUUAUAAAGAUCAAGUUGCUAUUACUCAAAGAACCCAAAAUGAAAAUUCUGACCGAGAAAAACAUUAUAAUAAUGUUUUAGAAAAAUUGACGAAUGAAACCUUAUCAUUGAAAAAAUUAAAUGAAUUAUAUGAAAAACAACAAGAAAAUGACAAACAAACGAUCAAGGGCGCAGAAAAAGAAACGAAUAAAUUGAAAGAGGAAAUAAAAAAUUUGGAGGAAGAAAAACAAAGAUUAAAUGAAUUGUUUGCGGUUGAAUCUGGUUCUCCGAUUGAACAAGCACUGCGACAUAAAGGAAAAUCUAUUAUUAAUAUGUAUGAUGAAUAUACUCAACUUCAAGAACAAUUUCUUCAACAAAGAAAGAUUAAUCAUGAAUUAACUCAAGUCAUGACAACAUUUAAAUUCGAAAUAGAAAAUUAUGUUCCGUAUGUUAAUCAAAAAAAUGAAGAAUGUAAUCGAUUAAUUGAAGAGAAUAAUAUCAUUUCAGAACAACUAGCGACUGUUAAUUUAAAAAUAGAACAGAUUAAUCAACAAUUAAAAGAUGCUCUCGCUGAUAAUAAAAGAUUAAACGAUCAGACUAACCAAUUACAAUCAGAAAAAGAAAUGUAUUUAAAUCAUAACAUUACACUAAUUCGUCAAAUUGAAGAAUUGCAAAAAGGUGGUGGUCCAAGUUCUCCAAUAAUAGUCCAAAACGGGGAUGAGCUUCCACGGGAUCUAAAAGAAUUAUAUAAAUUCUGCUUUGAUUUAAAAUCUUCGAAAUUCUUUUUAUUAGAUAGAAUUAAGAAUUUAGAAAAAGAUUUAGAAUCAAUGCAAACUGUUUUAGAUACAAAAGAGUUCGAAAAUAAAAGCAAUACUUUAGAAAUCAAAAAGCUUCAAGCAUGCCUACAACAAUUAAAUGCCCAAAUUGAAACAUCAGAAAGAGAUCACGCGCAUCGUAAUAGUUUAAUUAGUCGAGCUAGUCCAUCAAAUUCACAAAACAAUUCAUUUUCUAUUUCUGAUAAAAGUUUUGGUGAAAAAUCAAUAGGGGAAUACAAAAAAUUAGCAGUUCGUGAAGAAACAAUCAAGAAACUAAAUAAGGAAUUGGGUGCUCUUCGUUAUGAAAGUAAAAAAUUUUCCAUUGAAUGUAAAAAUUUAGAAGAACGAUACUCAAUUCUAAAUGAUCGAUCUAUAUCAAAAGAUAAUGAAUGCAAUGACCUUAGACGAAUACUUUUAGAAACUCAAAAGUUAAACGAAAGUAUGGAAUCACGUUUGAUCAUGACAGAACGUGAUAAAUCAGAUUUAGUUAUUCAAUUAGAAGAUCUUAAGAAAGAACUUGAUACCCGACAAGUUAAAUGGGAAGAACUUCAAACUCGAUUUAACACUGAAAUUGAUAAUCUUGUAUCUUCAAAAAAUAAAAGAAAUGAAAUUGCCAAAGAAGUUCAAUCAUUAACCGAUGAUAAAGAAAAAUUAAAUCAUGAUAUCGGCAAAGCUCAAGAAAAUUUGUCCGCUGCAGAAAUAAAAAUUGAAAAUCUUCAACAACAAAUUAAUGAUUUGAAUGAAAAAAAUUCAUCCGAGAUGUUAAAAAUGACUGAUGAAAAUGUUAAACUUAUUGAAAAAAAUAAAGAUUUGCAACAAGAAAUUGAAAAGAUUCGAGAAGAAAAUAAGGUUCACUCUGAAACAAUUGAUGCUAAAAUAAAAGAAAUUGAGAAAUGCAAAGAGCAAUUAAUUAUUUUUGAAUCCAAUGAACAAGGAGUCAAAAUUUCUAAAUUAAAGAGUGAAUUAGAAACAUGCCAAAAGGAAAAUGAACAACUCCUUGAAGACAGUAAAAAGUUAAAGGAAUUAUGUGAUAAAUAUAAAGCAGAUGUAAAUGAAAAUAAUAGAUUAUAUUAUGAAUUAAAGACUGCGACUGACAAAGAACGUGAUGAAAAUACGGCGUUAAUUAAAAAACUUCAAGAGGAGAUCCCAACUAUAAAAGAAGAAUUAAAUAAAAAGACUGAAGAAUUAGAAAAUAAAACUCGGGAUCUUUUGGUUGCUAACGAAGAACUCUCAAAAAUCAUGGGAUUAUUAAAUGAAGCUAACAAUAAUCUUAACGACAAAGAGAAAUAUUAUAGCGAUGAAAUAGAUAAGCAAAAAAAUAUGCUUGAAGAAGUACGAAAUAAUUAUAAUCGCGAAGUUAUUGCUCAUGCUGCUUGUGUACAAAAUUUAAAUGAACUUAAUGAUAAGAAUGCUCAAUUAAAUUCAGAUCUUGAAAAUCUAAAAAAUCAAUUACAUCAAUCCGAAUCUACCUUGAAGGCUGAAAAAGAACAUUUAGAAAAUACUUUACUUGAGGCACAAAAUCGUUGCAAAGAACUUGAGAAUGAAAAUAAUCUUCUUCAUGGUUAUUUCGAUUCCCAUGUUACCGAGAAAACACCAUCUGAACAAAUAAUUUCACUUCUACGUCGUGAUAAAGAAAAAUUAGCGACCCAACUUGAAAUUGUUACUCAACAAGGAGAGAGAUAUAAGGCUCAACUUGAUCAAAGUCAAAAAUCUUUGAAUGAAGUUCACGAAUUGUUUAAUCAGGAACGGGAGAAGUUUGAAAAGUCUGAAUCACUAGAACAACGAAAGGCAGAACUUCAGGCUAAAGAUUCUCAAAUGAAAUUACUUAACGAAAGCAAUAAAACCCUGAGAGCUGAAUGCACGAAAUUUGAAGCAGUAAUUUCCGAUCUUCAGACUUCAUUGAAAAACUCCGAAGAAAAAAUAAUUACUCUCGAAGCCCAAGCACAAACACUAAAUCGAGAAAAAAAUGAAGCUCUUCAAGAAGUUGAAAUUAUUAAAAAUGAUAAUGAAAGAUGGAAUGCAAGAUUUCAAUCAAUCUUACAAAAAUAUGGAAUUAAUGAUCCUGCUGAACUGCAGAAUCUAAAAGAAAAUUUGAAAACAUUUACCGAAAACUUAAAAACAUGCACCGAAGAAAGGGAUAAAUUUAAAGCCGAGUAUACAAAGUUGAAAAACGAUUAUGGUAUACUUAGGAAACAGUGUGAGAGUCUUAGAGCUUCGGCUAUUAGAUUUAAAACAAGAGCAGAACAACUUGAAAAGGAUAAAGCACAAUUUACGCAGGAAAAGACACAGUUGACGCAGGAAUUUACACAGGCGACACAGGAAAAGACACAGUUGACGCAGGAAAAUUUGAAACUAGAAAAGGAAAAAGCGCAAUUAACUCAGGAUUUGCAAAAAGAAAAGGCAACCGUUGAGAGAGCUAAAAAGCAAUUCAGUCACCUUCAAAAGACUAAUCAACAGAAAUUAGAAAGCCAAACUCAAUCAAGCGAGCAAUCAAAAAAGGAACUUGAAGAUUCUAAACAACUGAAUCAAGAAACCUCAAAGAAAUUAGAAGAAUCUGAGCAGCAGAAGCAGGACCUUACGAAAGAAUUGGAAGAAAUGAAUAAAAAAUGGGAUGAAAUUUUAAAAGAAUUAAAAGAAGAAAGAGAGAAAUCAGUAGAAUAUAUGAGAAUCAAAGCACAAGAAUCUAUGUUUUCCAGUAAAAUAAAACGUUUGGAAGCCGAAAAAGAAAGUUUAAUCCAAAAAUUACAACAAUCAUCUUUGAUGGAUGUCGAUAGCAGUGAAAAAUCAACCACAAUUGAUCGACCUCCUGAAGCUUCAACACAAUUACCGCUUGAAAUUCCUUCUACUCCUCAAAUUGUCAUCGAACCACCUACUUCAAAAGAGGAUAAUAAAUUAGAAUCUCAAGUUUCAGAAGCAAAUGUUUCACGUCUUUCUGAUGAUUCUUCUAGUGCCGAACAAACAAGUCCAAUGCCUACUUCUAAACCUGCACCUGCAUCCACUCCCACUUCAGUAUCUGUAUCAACUCCCGUAACUGCAAUUACUCCCACGACUAUCCCUGUUCCCACAAGUACUCCUGCUCCCGUAACUGCUCCUACUCCCACAACUACUCCUGCUCCCACAACUACUCCUGCUCCCACAACUACUCCUGCUCCCACAACUACUCCUGCUCCCGUAUCUACUCCUACCCCCACAACUGCUCCUACUCCCAUAAAUACGCCCAGUUCCGCAUCUGCACUUAGUUCCACAUCUACACUUAUUCCUAUAUCUUUACCUAUUCCCGUUAUCGUAUCUUCAUCUGUUCCUGCACCUGUUACCACAUCUGUUCCGACAUCAUCUGCUCCUUCUCCAGCUACUUCUCCUCGUUCGCCUGUUCCUGCUCCUGCUUCUCGUGUUUCUACUAUUGCUCCUUCUACAACUGCUGUCUCUGCUUCUCCUGCUCCGACUACUGUUCCUGUUCCUCCUGCUUCAACUACUUUUUCUUCUCUAGCCACUGUUCCUGCACCUACUCCUACCAUUCCUUCCUCUCCUGUUACAGUAAGGGAAAAACCCCCAGUAAAGUUACAAAGAAAGCGUAUGAUAGUAAUACCUUCAACCACAACGCCGGAAGGACAGCAGUCAACCAAAUCUCUAGUUCCCAUGGAAGUAGAACCUGCAACUUUAGGAAAGCAUGAAAGAGAAAGUGAAAAUGAUGAGACCGAAAAACCUGAGAAUGAAUCCGGAUCAUCACCUCCCGAAGUAACUUCAGGAGAUGAUUCAAAUCCAAAUAAAAAAUCAAAAAUUGAUAGUAGUCAAUAG
This is a messenger RNA of Diversispora eburnea, 4593 nucleotides long. The record is from the annotation of a GenBank genome assembly. Lineage: Eukaryota; Fungi; Glomeromycota; Glomeromycetes; Diversisporales; Diversisporaceae.